AUGCCUGGAAAGCGACCAAGUGAUAGCAAGAGUGCAGGACCAGUUCGUAAGCGAAAGAAGAUUGAUUUAGAGCAGAAAAUGAAAAUAGUGAAAAAGUAUGAAGGCGGACAAAGCCUGUCGUCAAUUGCUCGUGAACUCGAUUUGGCUACCUCAACAGUGAAAAGUAUUUUGAAUGAUAGUGCACGCAUAAAAGAGCAUGUGAAAGGCUCUGCUCCUUUAAAAUCAACAGUCAUAACGAAGCAGCGUACUGGUGCUAUCUAUGAAAUGGAAAAUUUGUUAACAAUGUGGAUGGAAGAUCAGAUUCAAAAAUGUAUGCCGCUUAGCCUAAUGAUUAUUCAAGCAAAGGCUAAAAGUAUUUUUGAAGAUGUAAAGGGAAAAUACAGUGACCCUAACGCAAAGUUUGUGGCUAGUCAUGGGUGGUUUAAUAGAUUUAAACAACGUGCAAAUUUUCACAAUGUAAAAGUGAGUGAUGAGGCUGCUAGUGCUGAUACAAAAGCAGCUGAAAAGUAUCCCGAAGUGUUACGAAAACUUAUAGAAGAAUGUGGUUAUACAGCACAGCAAAUCUUUAACGUCGACGAAACUGGAUUGUUUUGGAAAAAAAUGCCAGACAGAACAUACAUUUCAAAAGAGGAAAAGACGAUGCCAGGGUUUAAGGCUGCGAAAGAUAGGCUAACACUUUUGCUUGGGGGUAAUGCAGCUGGAGAUUGCAAAUUGAAACCGUUGCUUGUUUAUCAUUCAGAAAAUCCCCGUGCGUUUAAAGGCAUUAGCAAAGCUACCCUUCCAGUUCAUUUCCGUUCAAAUCGAAAGGCUUGGAUCACAAUGGCACUUUUUGAAGAUUGGUUUAUAAAUCUGUUUAUCCCUGAAGUGGAAAAAUUCUGCAGAGAAAACGACAUCCCAUUCAAGAUUAUGCUUAUCGUCGAUAAUGCUCCUGGACAUCCUGCACAUUUAGACGACUUUCACCCUAAUGUAAAAGUCGUGUUUCUACCUCCUAACACGACUUCGAUCCUACAGCCCAUGGAUCAGGGGGUCAUUGCUAAUUUUAAAGCCUAUUAUCUACGAAGAACAUUUGCACAGGCAGUAGAAGCAACUGACAGAGAGUCUGGCAAGACUUUGCGCGAUUUUUGGAAAUCAUAUAACAUUUACCAAGGCAUCAUAAACAUUGCUAAGGCCUGGGCAGAGGUUACCCAGGUUUGUUUGAAUGCCGUAUGGAAGAAAGCAUGCCCACAGUUUGUACACAGCUUUAAAGGUUUCGAAAAAGACGAAACAUAUGAGGAGGUGGCAGACGAAAUUGUGAAGCUUGCCGAGCAGCUUGAGCUGGAGGUUGAUGUUGGUGAUGUUGAUGAGCUUAUUGAAUCCCAUGGAGCUGAAUUAUCAAAUGAGGAUCUUAUAGAAUUAGAAGCAGCAAAAGUAAAAGAGCAGACUGAAGCGGAGGAUGAAGUUGAAGAAGUAGAAGAGCCACGACACUUCAACACUAAGGAGAUGGCACUUGCAUUUCGUGAGAUUGACUCUGCAAUGGCAAGGUUUGAGAAGAUGGAACCCAAUUCCUCACGAUUCUUGAAAGUGAACAGAGGCAUUGAUGAAACGCUGGCCUGUUAUAGACAGAUAUAUGAAGAGAAGAAAAAGGCCAUUAUCGAGUCAUCUCUUGAUAAGUUUGUAAGGAAGGUUGAAAGGCCUGCAACGUCCACAUCUCUACAGCCUUCCACCUCCAAAGCCCCCUCCGACGACCCCGAUGAUAAUGUUAAUUCUGAAUUUCUGGAUCUGCAGCAUGGAAGCUAA
Molecule: messenger RNA, 1776 nt
Organism: Terrapene triunguis (Three-toed box turtle)
Lineage: Eukaryota; Metazoa; Chordata; Testudines; Emydidae
Product: tigger transposable element-derived protein 1-like
Exons: 2
Coding region: 1-1776 (591 amino acids)
Cellular component (GO): nucleus
Molecular function (GO): DNA binding
Source: RefSeq, a predicted model, not a curated record